CAUUAGACCACUAUCUGCAUCUGUAUCUGGGAAAUAUCUUCAACACAAGGCAACAAUCAUGACACUACCCGAGACCGAAACCGAAAACGAAACCCAUCAUCACUUGAAUGUCUCGAUUGAGCUCCUCUCCUCUGUUCUUCAUGAAAUCCCCAAAAUCCAAAGCUUCAAAGGAAAGUGGUCCCUCAUCUCAGCCAAACUCACCCAUCUCCAAACCCAACUCAUUAAUCCCGAUUUCUUCUCUAACUGCUCCUCCAACCCUCUCUCCCUCCACCUUCUCCGCUCCCUCUCCCUAACCCUUCACGACGCCGUUUCCCUCGCCAUAGAGUGCCACUCCCCCAACCCCUCCCAGGGCAAGCUCAAGACGCAGAGCGACCUCGACUCCCUCCUCUCCACCCUCCACCGCCACGUCACCGACUGCGACAUUCUCUUCCGUACCGGACCCGAACCCACCAACAACCUCAUUACCCGCUUGCAAAUCGGGUCACUCGACUCCAGAAAUUCCGCCAUGGACUCCUUGCUGGGUUUGCUCCAUGAGGACGAUAAGAGUGUCAUGAUCACCGUGGCGCAGGGUGUGGUUCCCGUGCUCCUGCGCUUGCUUGAUUCAUCCUCCUCUUCCGAGAUUAAGGAAAAGGCCGUUUCAGCCAUUUCAAGAGUUUCAGUCGUGGAUAGCACCAAGCACGUUCUCAUCACGGAGGGUUUGUUGCUAUUGAAUCACUUGCUCCGAGUUCUUGACUCGGGAAGUGGGUUCGCGAAAGAGAAGGCUUGCGUUGCGCUUCAAGCACUGAGUUUCUCGAAGGAGAACGCCAUGGCGAUCGGGUCAAGGGGUGGAAUCUCGUCUCUGUUGGAGAUUUGCCAGGCUGGCACGCCCUGUUCGCAAGCAUUCGCAGCUGGGGUUCUCAGAAAUCUCGCGGCUUUUGAAGAAAUCAAGGAGAACUUCAUCGAGGAAAACGCGGUUCUUGUUCUUUUGGGGGUCGCUUCUUCGGGAACCGCAUCGGCGCAAGAGAAUGCAAUUGGGUGUUUGUCCAAUUUGGUGUCGGAGGAAGAAAGUUUGAAGCUUUUGGUCGUUAAGGAAGGUGGGGUCGAGUGUUUGAAGAAUUUCUGGGACUCGGGUGGGAGUCUCGAGGUUGCGGUUGAGUUUCUGAUGAACUUGGCUUCGAAUUCGAAGGUUGCUGAGGUUCUCGUUUCUUAUGGGUUUGUGCCCCGCGUUGUUGGGGUGUUGAAUUGUGGGGUGAUGGCGUUGAGAAUUUCUGCGGCUAGGGCUGUUUAUGCUUUGGGGUUCAGCAGCACAAAGGCGAGGAAAGAGAUGGGUGAAUGUGGGUGUGUUACCCCUUUGAUUAACAUGUUGGAUGGUAAGGGUGUGGAAGAGAAAGAAUCAGCUGCGAAAGCCUUAUCGAUGUUGAUGUUGCAUGCAGGGAAUAGAAGGGUUUUCCGUAAGGAUGAGAGGGGCAUAGUGAGUGCUGUUCAGCUCUUGAAUCCUUUGUUGCAGAAUUUGGAUAAGAAAUACCCUGUUUCGUUGUUGGCCUCGCUCGUUCAUUCCAAGAAGUGUAGGAAGCAAAUGGUUGCUGCGGGUGCUUGUCUAUAUGCGCAGAAACUUGUUGACAUGGAUGUUGAGGGGUCCAAGAAACUCUUGGAAAGCCUUGGUCGUGGUAAGAUUUGGGGUAUUUUUGCAAGACCCUAAAAAUGAAAUGAAAAAAUCAACUCAUUUUUCGACUUUUUCAAAUCUUGGUAUAGGAACAGGCGUUGAUUCAUUGAUCUGUAUGUACGAUAGGUUUUUUUUUUUCCUUCAGUUUUUGUCCUUUUUAAUUUUUAUUUCAUUUUGAGAUGUCUAUAAUUGAUGUUUAUUUAUCCUGCAGAAGAUAGGUUUUGUCUAGUUGAUUUCUGUGAUAGCUUGUGGUAAUA
Molecule: messenger RNA, 1899 nt
Organism: Gastrolobium bilobum
Lineage: Eukaryota; Viridiplantae; Streptophyta; Magnoliopsida; Fabales; Fabaceae
Exons: 1
Coding region: 59-1678 (539 amino acids)
Molecular function (GO): protein binding
Source: RefSeq, a predicted model, not a curated record